Bombus terrestris (buff-tailed bumblebee) is the source of this 2461-nucleotide messenger RNA. Its product is annotated as gastrulation defective protein 1 homolog. The record is from RefSeq and is a predicted model, not a curated record. Gene Ontology annotation, molecular function: protein binding. The coding region runs from base 354 to 2354 and encodes 666 amino acids. Gene Ontology annotation, cellular component: nucleus; site of double-strand break. The transcript has a single exon. Gene Ontology annotation, biological process: regulation of DNA double-strand break processing. NCBI's taxonomy places the organism in Eukaryota, Metazoa, Arthropoda, Insecta, Hymenoptera, Apidae.
CGUUACAGAACAAGUAGCUGGACUUGUGUCUUCUUUGUGUUGCUGUUUUGUUUCUGUUUCCAUUUGUCUGCCUGCAAAUAAAUCAAAUAUUGAAUUUCAAAAAAACGUGUUUCAGGAAUGAAAUUGUGAACUUUUGCGAUCGUAUAUUCUUAUUUGAAGUUUAAGAUUUCUCCUUGUAUCAAUUCUAUUAAGAUUCUUUCUAAAUUAAGCAAGUGUCAGAUUAUAAGACAUCAUAACCUCCAGUGUUUGUUUGACUUAAUAUGUCAAGUCUUAUGGAAUGUCUGAAGUAAGAUUUUAAAUAAAAAAAAUUAAUUUUAUCGAAGAAGAAUAAAUUUUGUGAAUAUAAUAUAAUUAUGAAUACGAAAAAGGUUAUAACAUUUGGAAAGAUCAGUAAAGAUUUAUCUCGGGAACAAACGAAAAAUACAGAAUCUGUAAGUUCUGGAUUUGGUACGUUUGGUAAAAAGUCAUUGGAGACUAAUAUAACAAAAAUGAAUGAAAUCAAACCAGAAGACGAAGAAGAAUCUCAAAAUUUGAAAGAGGUUAUGGGCAUAACUGGCUUUGGUAAAAAGGCCAAAUCCUUUGACGUACAAGAAAUGUUGGAGCAUAUUACAAAAACUAUUAAUACUAACAAAGCGAUGUCUGAGAAAACAAAAGCUAUCGAUAAAGAGACUAAAAUACAAUUAUUAGAGGAAGCUAAAAGUAGCGAUGCUGCUGAUAAUGGAAAUACUAAUGAUAGCAAGGAUGAAGAGGAUGAUUUUAUUGGUCCUCCAAUACCUCAUGGGCUUGAGAAUUCAACAUUGUCAGAACGAUCUACAAAAGUAAAAGAUAAAGACGACGACGAUGAUGAAAGCGACGAAGAUGACAAUGAAUCUGAUACUGAAGAAGAAUUAAUGUUGAAAGACAAAGUUCCAUGUAGCCAUGAAGUUAUAAUGACUCAUGGAACAAAAGCAGUAACAGCUAUUGCAGCAGAUCCUUCUGGAGCAAGAUUAGCUUCAGGUUCUAUCGAUUAUGAUGUUUGUUUCUGGGAUUUUGCUGGUAUGGAUUCGUCUAUGAGAAGUUUCAGAACGCUACAACCUUGUGAAAAUCAUCCCAUUAAGUGUCUACAAUAUUCAAUGACUGGUGAUGUUAUAUUAGUCAUAUCAGGUUCUGCACAAGCAAAAGUUUUGGACAGAGAUGGUUUUGAAAAAUGCGAAACUGUGAAAGGUGAUCAAUAUAUAUCAGACAUGGCACGUACAAAAGGUCAUACAGCAGGAUUAAACAGUGGUUGUUGGCAUCCAUUUACAAAGGAAGAAUACCUUACUUGUUCACAAGAUAGUACUUGUAGAAUAUGGAUUUUAUAUAGACCACGUGCUCAUAAACAUUUAAUAAAGUGUAGAGCACAAAAUGGAGUUAAAACAAUACCAACUACAUGUAGCUAUAGCAGAGAAGGUACUGUAGUUGCCUGUGGUUGUAUAGAUGGUUCUAUACAGAUGUGGGAUCAUAGAAAAAAUUUUGUGAAUCCAUCGCUGAUUCAGAGGAAUGCACAUGCACAGGGUAGUGAGAUAUCAAGCUUAAGUUUCUCUUAUCUUGGACAAAUGCUUGCAACCAGAAGUUGCGACGAUACGUUGAAGCUUUGGGAUUUGAGAGCAUUUAAAACACCUGUCUUUGAAGCAAACAAUUUAUAUUCCAGAUAUGAUACGACUGAUUGCAUGUUUAAUCCUGAUGAUUCAAUUCUCAUUACAGGAGAAUCAUUGAAUAGGAAUCAAAAUACUGGUAGAAUACUAUUUUAUGAUACAAAAACCUUUGAUCUAAUUAAUGAAAUAAGCGUAACAAACUCGCAUGUUAUUAAAACAUUAUGGCAUCCAAAACUAAAUCAAAUAUUUGUUGGUUGUGGAAAUGGAAUAGUUAAAGUAUAUUACGAUUCUAAGAAGAGCUUAAGAGGAGCUAAAUUGUGCGUUGUAAAAACGCAUUUGAAACAAAAACACAUUGAAGUAAUGUCAACCCAACAGAUUAUUACACCACAUGCACUUCCAUUGUUCAGACAGGACAGGCCUAAAUCUGUUCGUAAACAAAUGGAAAAAGAUCGUUUGGAUCCUGUUAAAUCAAGAAGACCAGAUUUACCAAUUACUUCUGGGCAGGGUGGCAGAGUUGCAUCUUCUGGUGGAACGCUUAGCUCUUAUGUAAUUCGAAAUUUGGGACUUAGUAAGAGAAUAGAAGACGACCAAGAUCCUCGAGAGGCUAUUUUGAAAUAUGCAAAAGUAGCAGAAGAGAAUCCAUACUGGAUUGCCCCAGCGUAUAAGAAAACUCAACCACAAACAAUAUUCCAGUCAGAUGAGCAAGAUGGAGCGUCAAGUGCGAAAAAGCAGAAGACUUGAAGACUGUACAUUACUCUUCAGACAUGUUUAUAUUAUUGUAUAUAAUAUUCGAUGAAAACCAUCUAUGUAAAGUAUUAAUAAAUAAAAUACAUUACGUCUAAAACCAA